AUGGAAACAUGGCAAGUAGAAGUCAUUCAAGCAUAUAAUAGAUCAAAAUUUUCUCGUGAUGAAACAAAAAAAUAUGAAUUGAUUGUCUAUAAACCAAUUGAAUCAGUUUUACAAGAUGGUCCACAAUGUGGAAUUGUUGCUCUUGCAAUGGCGAUGAAUAUUCAUUCAUGUAAUACAACAGUAGAAAAUAUACUCGAAAAAGCUAAAGAACUUUUAUAUACAAUUCAAGGUGAAUUAUUCGAUGCUCGUGUAAUACCAAAUCUAUGUCAACAAUUUAAUUUAAAAGCUACACUUCAUCAAUGGACAAAUAUAACUGAUCUUAUUGAAUGUUUAAAAUCAAAUUAUAUUUGUCUUGUCCCAUAUGAUACUGAUGCAAAUCAUGAACCAUGUCUUAAAAAAGGUCAUCGAGCUCAUUGGCUUCUUGUACAUGGUUAUUUAAAAGAAUUAACAUCAUCAUCGAAUGAUUUUGAUUUAGUAUUAGUACGACAUGGAAGAAGUAAAAAUCUUGGUGCAUUUUCACUUAUGGAUUUAUUUCAAAGUAAUAAACAAUUAAUUGAAGCUGAUCCUAAACGUCGACUUGAAUCAAAUUAUUGUGUACCACAAAAUGGAUCUCUUCGAGAAACUUUAUGCAAUUUAUUUAUUACAAUAUAA
This is a messenger RNA of Rotaria sordida, 651 nucleotides long. The record is from the annotation of a GenBank genome assembly. NCBI's taxonomy places the organism in Eukaryota, Metazoa, Rotifera, Eurotatoria, Philodinida, Philodinidae.